Messenger RNA from Prorocentrum cordatum, 783 nucleotides. The record is from the annotation of a GenBank genome assembly. Lineage: Eukaryota; Dinophyceae; Prorocentrales; Prorocentraceae.
GGACACCCUCGGGGGCCCCGGCCUGUCGCUCGCCCUGUCGCAGAGCGCCGAGGGCGCCCGCAGGCUGCUCAUCUUCGCGGCGGGGAACCAGGAGGAGCCGUGCGCGAGCGUGGAGCCGCUGCUGGCGCCCCAGGGCGGCCCCGCCAGCAUGGAGCUCCGGGGCGCCGGCGGCGCCCACGCCGGGCGCCUGACGCCGCAGGCGAACGGGACCUUCGCCGUGCACGCUGAGGGGCAGCCGCAGCUCAUCAUCGCGGGCGACGAGGACUCGUUGAACCUCGAGGUGACCUCCCGCGACGGCUGCCCCGUGGCGGUGGUGGGCUGCAGGCCGAUCAGCCCCGGCGGGCUGGAGCACGUCGAGAUAGACAUUUUCCAGGUCAGUGACACGCAGCUCGUUGUCAGCUGCAUCUUCGCCAUCCUGUUCCUCUGCGGUGAGAGCAUCGACGAGUAGCCUUCCUGAUCUCGCAGCCAGUAGUAACACACAACUCCUUUCAGUGUGUCGGUGUGGCUCGUCAUCCAUAAGAGUUGCGAGCUUUUUCUCACCGCGCGUCGAUACCGACGCGAUUGGCCUCGGUAGCGCCUGCAGUCGAAUAUUCGGCACCCGUUGUGUCGAGCGCACACGCAGUAUGGACCUUUUGACGCGCUCGCAAACACUGGAGCUUUCUUGUCCAUCCCGAACUAAGACAACCAAUGCCAUAAGCAUGUUUGCCAGCGUGGACCCUACACAGCGAGGUGUUGCACAGUGGAUGUGUAAGCUCUGUAGUGUGAUAUCUGAGGAGUGGUCUA